Opisthocomus hoazin is the source of this 1190-nucleotide messenger RNA. NCBI's taxonomy places the organism in Eukaryota, Metazoa, Chordata, Aves, Opisthocomiformes, Opisthocomidae. The record is from RefSeq and is a predicted model, not a curated record.
GAGAGCCUUUCCAAGGUAAGCUUCAUGACCAGCCGUAUGAAAUCACUGAAAUAUCUGGACAUGAGCAGCAACUUGCUGCGCCACGAUGGAGCUGAUGUGCAGUGCCAAUGGUCUGAGUCGCUGACAGAGCUGGACUUGUCCUCAAAUCAGUUGACGGAAUUGGUGUUUGAGUGCUUGCCGGUCAACAUCAAAAAACUCGACCUACAAAACAAUCAGAUCAGCAGCGUCGCCAAGGGGAUGGCUGAGCUGAAAUCCUUGAAGGAGCUGAACCUGGCAUCGAACAGGCUGGCUGACCUGCCGGGGUGCAGUAGCUUUACGUCCCUGGAGUUGCUGAAUGCAGAGAUGAACAUGAUCCUCACCCCAUCUGCCGACUUCUUCCAGAGCUGCCCAAGAGUCAGGGAGCUACAAGCCGGGCACAACCCGUUCAAGUGUACCUGUGAACUGCAAGCCUUUAUCCACCUGGAGAGGCAGUCUGGGGGGAGGCUGUUCGGCUGGCCGUCGGCGUAUGAGUGCGAGUACCCGGAAGGCUUGCGAGGAACGCAGCUGAAGGACUUCCACCUGACGGAACUGGCUUGCAACACGGCGCUGCUGCUUGUGACGGCUCUGCUGCUGACGCUGGUGCUGGUGGCUGUGGUGGUCUUUCUGUGCAUCUACCUGGAUGUGCCGUGGUACGUGCGGAUGACAUGGCAGUGGACGCAGACGAAGCGGAGAGCUUGGCACAACCACCCUGAAGAGCAGGAGACAGUUCUGCAGUUCCAUGCGUUCAUUUCCUACAGCGAGCGCGAUUCUUUGUGGGUGAAGAAUGAGCUGAUCCCGAACCUGGAGAAGGGGGAGGGCUGUGUACAACUGUGCCAGCAUGAGAGAAACUUCAUCCCCGGAAAGAGCAUUGUGGAGAACAUCAUUGACUGCAUUGAGAAGAGCUACAAGUCGAUCUUUGUGUUGUCGCCCAACUUUGUGCAGAGCGAGUGGUGUCACUACGAGCUGUACUUUGCCCACCACAAAUUAUUCAGUGAGAAUUCCAACAGCUUAAUCCUCAUUUUACUGGAGCCGCUCCCUGCAUAUAUUAUCCCUGCCAGGUAUCACAAGCUGAAGGCUCUCAUGGCAAAGCGAACCUACCUGGAGUGGCCAAAGGAGAGGAGCAAGCAUGCCCUUUUCUGGGCCAACCUGAGGGCAGCUAUUAGCAUUGACCU